Molecule: messenger RNA, 9154 nt
Organism: Struthio camelus australis
Lineage: Eukaryota; Metazoa; Chordata; Aves; Struthioniformes; Struthionidae
Source: RefSeq, a predicted model, not a curated record
UUCCAAAAUACGCUACCUCCAGGAAUACCACAACCGGGUUCUCCACAACAUUUACCCAGUGCCCUCUGGAACUGACAUUGCAAAUACUCUGAAAUACUUUUCUCAGACAUUAUUGAGCAUUUUGUCCCGCACAGGGAAGAAGGAGAAUCAAGAUGCCUCCAAUUUGACAGUGCCCAUGACCAUGUGUCUUUUUCCUGUGCCAUUCCCACUCACCCCAUCUCUAAGACCACAGGUCAGUUCCAUCAACCCUACUGUUACUCGCUCCCUCCUUUACAGCGUUCUGCGAGAUGCUCCAUCUGAACGUGGCCAGCAAAGUCGUGAUGCUCAGUUAUCAGACUACCCAUCUUUGGACUAUCAAGGACUUUACGUGACACUGGUGACACUGCUGGAUCUAGUUCCCUUGCUACAACAUGGUCAACAUGAUCUUGGGCAAUCAAUUUUUUACACUACUACAUGCUUACUUCCUUUUCUCAGUGAUGAUAUUUUGAGUACUUUACCUUAUACAAUGAUUUCAACAUUAGCUACCUUUCCUCCAUUUCUACACAAGGAUAUUAUAGAGUAUCUCAGCACAUCUUUUCUGCCUAUGGCGAUAUUGGGAUCCUCAAAAAGGGAAGGUGUUCCAGCUCAUGUCAAUCUAUCUGCAUCGUCAAUGCUGAUGAUUGCAAUGCAGUACACAUCAAACCCAGUGUAUCACUGCCAGUUAUUGGAAUGCCUCAUGAAAUAUAAGCAAGAAGUGUGGAAAGAUUUGCUGUAUGUAAUAGCCUAUGGCCCAUCUCAAGUCAAACCUCCAGCAGUACAAAUGUUAUUUCACUACUGGCCCAAUUUAAAACCUCCUGGGGCAAUUAGUGAGUACAGAGGACUGCAGUACACAGCCUGGAAUCCUAUUCAUUGCCAGCACAUUGAAUGCCAUAAUGCAAUUAACAAACCAGCUGUGAAGAUGUGCAUUGACCCUUCCUUGUCUGUGGCCUUGGGUGAUAAACCACCGCCCCUGUAUCUUUGUGAAGAAUGCAGCCAGAGAAUUGCAGGGGAUCAUAGUGAAUGGUUGAUUGAUGUUCUUCUGCCACAAGCUGAAAUUUCUGCUAUAUGUCAGAAGAAGAACUGUAGCUCACAUGUCAGAAGGGCUGUUGUCACAUGCUUCUCAGCAGGCUGCUGUGGCCGCCAUGGCAACAGGCCAGUACGCUAUUGCAAAAGAUGCCAUUCGAACCAUCACAGCAGUGAAGUUGGGGCAGCAGCAGAAACCCAUCUUUAUCAGACCUCCCCACCCCCUAUCAAUACUCGGGAAUGUGGGGCAGAGGAACUGGUGUGUACUGUAGAAGCUGUGAUCAGCUUGCUGAAGGAAGCGGAGUUCCAUGCUGAGCAGAGGGAGUAUGAACUCAACCGCAGGAGGCAGAUGGGCCUUUCCUCUUCCCAUCACUCCUUGGACAACACAGACUUUGAUAAUAAAGAUGAUGACAAGCAUGAUCAGCGCCUCCUGAGCCAGUUUGGAAUCUGGUUCUUAGUGAGCCUUUGUACUCCCAGUGAGAAUACACCCACAGAGAGUUUAGCAAGGCUGGUUAGUAUGGUAUUCCAAUGGUUUCAUUCUACAGCUUAUAUGAUGGAUGACGAAGUUGGUAGCCUGGUUGAAAAGCUUAAGCCCCAGUUUGUUACCAAGUGGCUGAAGACAGUUUGUGAUGUUCGGUUUGAUGUCAUGGUUAUGUGCCUCCUUCCCAAACCAAUGGAGUUUGCCAGGGUUGGUGGAUACUGGGACAAAUCCUGUAGUGCUGUGACCCAGUUAAAAGAAGGUCUGAAUCGAAUCCUUUGCUUGAUACCAUACAAUGUGAUAAACCAGCCGGUAUGGGAAUGUAUCAUGCCAGAGUGGUUGGAAGCUAUAAGGACAGAAGUGCCUGAUAAUCACCUGAAAGAGUUCCGGGAAGUGUUAAGCAAAAUGUUUGAUAUUGAACUUUGCCCUCUCCCUUUCUCUAUGGAGGAGAUGUUUGGCUUCAUUAGUUGUCGAUUCACAGGUUAUCCAUCCUCUGUGCAAGAGCAAGCAUUGCUUUGGCUGCAUGUGUUAUCUGAACUAGACAUUGUUGUUCCUCUUCAGUUACUAAUCAGCAUGUUUUCUGACGGAGUUAAUUCUGUAAAAGAGUUAGCAAAUCAAAGGAAAUCAAGAGUCAGUGAAUUGGCAGGAAAUCUUGCUGCUCGGAGGGUAAGCGUUGCUUCUGACCCUGGGCGAAGAGUUCAGCACAACACGUUGAGUCCUUUCCCAAGUCCUUUCCAGAGUCCAUUUCGCAGUCCAAUACGUAGUCCUUUUCAGAGCCCAUUCAAAAACUUUGGACACCAAAGUGGAAAGACUAUUGACUUUGACUGUGAGGAUGAUGAAAUGAAUCUUAAUUGCUUCAUACUGAUGUUUGAUCUCAUCUUGAAGCAGAUGGAACUCCAGGAUGAUGGUGUCACUUUGGGCUUAGAGAACAGCAUUUCAAAAGAUAUAAUUUCCAUCAUAAACAAUGUGUUACAGGCACCCUGGGGUGGUUCUCACACCUGUCAGAAAGAUGAAAAAGCAGUUGAAUGUGGUCUGUGUCAGUCUAGCAUUCUGUGUUACCAGCUGGGUUUUGAGCUGCUGGAACAGCUUGCUCCAAAAGAAGAAAUCAGACUUGUGGAGCCCACAGAUAACCUUGAGGAUAGUCUUCUGUAUACUAGGCCUGAGUUUAUUAUAGGAACUGAAGGAGAAGAGGAAGAUAAAUCAGCACCAAAACAUGGAGAAAACCCAGGAAAUCACACAGAGUCUACAGAAAACACUGCUAUACAAAAUGACACAGAAAGAAAAUUUUGUUAUCAGCAACUUCCAGUUACCUUGAAGCUCAUAUAUACUAUACUGCAGGAAAUGUCAAGAUUUGAAGAGCCAGACAUUCUAUUUAAUAUGCUGAACUGUUUGAAGAUUCUUUGUCUUCAUGGAGAAUGCCUGUAUAUAGCAAGAAAGGACCAUCCACAAUUUCUAGCCUAUAUUCAAAAUCAUAUGCUGAUUGCAAGCUUAUGGGGAGUUGUGAAGUCUGAGUUCUCUCAGCUUUCUUCCCUGGCAGUCCCACUUCUUCUCCAUGCGCUUUCACUCCCUCAUGGAGCUGACAUUUUCUGGACAAUCAUAAACAGCAAUUUCAACAGCAAAGACUGGAAGAUGAGAUUUGAAGCAGUGGAGAAGGUGGCUGUGUUGUGCAGGUUUUUGGAUAUUCACUCUGUGACAAAAAACCACCUACUGAAGUACUCUUUGGCUCAUGCAUUCUGCUGUUUCCUGACUGCUGUGGAAGAUGUCAACCCAGCAGUAGCUACAAGAGCUGGGCUAUUACUUGACACCAUAAAGAGGCCAGCUUUACAGGGUCUCUGCCUCUGCCUUGAUUUCCAGUUUGACACGGUUGUUAAGGACAGGCCCACAAUUCUUAGUAAGCUAUUGCUACUUCAUUUUCUAAAAGCAGAUAUUCCAGCUUUGAGCUGGGAGUUCUUUGUGAAUCGCUUUGAGACCCUGUCUCUGGAAGCACAGCUUCAUCUGGACUGCAACAAAGAAUUCCCCUUCCCGACAACUAUCACUGCUGUCCGGACAAAUGUCGCCAACCUCAGUGAUGCAGCAAUGUGGAAGAUCAAGAGGGCUCGUUUCGCACGUAAUCGUCAGAAGAGUGUGCGUUCCCUGAGGGACAGUGUGAAGGGACCAGUGGAGUCAAAGAGAGCGCUCUCCCUUCCAGAAACCUUAACCACCAAAAUUCCUGUGAGCUUGACCAGACAUGAGCAGUCUGCUCCAGCACUUGGUGGAACACCAGAGCAAACACCAGGACAACCCUCCCCAGAGAAUGAUAAUACAAUAAAAGAUUUACUGCCAGAGGAUGCAGGAAUUGAUCACCAGACUGUCCACCAGCUGAUUACUGUGCUCAUGAAGUUCAUGGCAAAGGAUGAGAGCAGCGCUGAGUCGGACAUCAGCAGUGCUAAAAUUGCACCACAAAAAAUGCGCGUUUCAACCUGCUUUAAUGCCUUUAUCGCUGGAAUAGCACAAGUGAUGGACUAUAACAUCAACCUUGGAAAACACCUCCUUCCCUUGGUGGUGCAGGUGCUGAAAUACUGCACUUGUCCUCAGCUAAGGCAUUACUUUCAGCAGCCUCCUCGCUGCUCCCUCUGGUCCCUCAAGCCUCACAUUCGGCAGAUGUGGUUAAAGGCUUUGCUUGUCAUUCUUUAUAAGUACCCCUACAGAGACUGUGAAAUCAGCAAGAUUGUACUUCAUCUAAUCCACAUCACAGUCAAUACCCUCAAUGCUCAAUAUCACAGCUGCAAGCCCCAUGCAACUGCUGGUCCUUUGUAUAGUGACAACAGUAACAUAAGCCGAUACAGUGAAAAGGAAAAAGCAGAGGAAGACAGUGUUUUUGAUGAAUCUGAUAUUCAUGAUACACCAACUGGACCUUGCAAUAAAGAGUCUCAAACUUUCUUUGCAAGACUGAAAAGAAUUGGUGGCAGCAAAAUGGUGAAAUAUCAACCAGUUGAGAUGAACGCUCAGAGAAGGAAUGCAGACUCCCUGUUGUUUACAUUAGAUGAACAUCGUAGGAAGUCCUGCAUAGACCGAUGUGACUUAGAAAAGCCACCUGUCCCUGCUGCUUACACCAUGCACAGACAGAAUGAUUAUGGACGACCUCGGCAGAAUUCUUCUACCAAAACUGAAAAUAUAGAAACGCAAGAAAAUCCCCCUCCUACAGAGAAUUUUCAGGAAACAAGAAGACCUGUCAUACCAGAAGUCAGGUUAAACUGCAUGGAAACCUACGAAGUGAAAGUGGACUCUCCGGUUAAACCUUCUGUUCCCAAGGAGGAUUUAGAUCUGAUAGAUUUGUCCUCUGACUCAACAUCGGGUCCUGAAAAGCAUUCUGUACUCUCUACUUCAGACAGUGACUCUUUAGUCUUUGAACCACUUCCUCCCCUUAGAAUAGUGGAGAGUGAUGAAGAAGAAGAAACAACAAACCAGUUAAAUGAUGAGGUCGCUGGCAAAACUGCUGUGUCAUCUCCCUCAACUCCUAUGAAUGCCUCUGCACUCAGCCUCAGCACAACUCCUCUGGUCCAGUUCAGCAUUGAAGAUUGCUCCAAAGACUUUAGUUCCAAGGAUGUCACUACUCCCAAAGAUCGAAAGGACUCUUCAGAUUUAGCUAAGCCAGAGGAACUUCAGGACAUGUCCUGUGGGAACUCACUAACACUGAAGCAGAAAAGGGAUCUGCUGCAGAAGUCAUUUGCCCUUCCAGAAAUGUCCCUUGAUGAUAAUUCUGAGUUCAGUGUGGAGGAAAUUAGACCUAGUGGAGCAAUUCCAAGCCCCAAUGUCAAAACAGUCCUUAUUAAAGUUCCUGAGGAUUCUGAAAACCAAACAGAAAGUGAUAAACUUGACACCAACACAGAGUCUGACGCUGAACAAAAUACAGAUCAGAAACAAGACGAGGAGGCUGAGGAGUCAGAAUUUAAGAUUCAGAUUGUUCCCCGCCAGAGGAAGCAGCGAAAGAUUGCUGUGAGCGCUAUUCAGAGAGAAUACUUGGACAUUUCCUUUAACAUCCUAGACAAGCUGGGAGAGCAGAAGGAGGCAGAUCCUGCUGUGAAAGGACUUUCAACUCUGGAAAUGCCAAGAGAAUCAUCUUCUGCACCGACCCUUGAAGCAGGUGUGCCAGAGACAAGUAGUCACUCUUCCAUAUCAACUCAGUUCAGACAAAUGAAAAGAGGCUCUUUGGGAGCUCUGACAAUGAACCAGCUAAUGAAGAGACAGCUGGAACACCAGUCUAGUGCUCCCCACAAUAUCAGCACUUGGGAUACUGAGCAGAUACAGCAUGGGAAGAGGCUCUGCAACGUCCCUGUUUGCCUAAACCCUGACUUGGAGGGACCGCCACUAAGAAUCAGAGGUGCCACAAAAUCCAGCUUGCUCUCAGCACCCAGUAUAGUCAGUAUGUUUGUACCUGCACCAGAAGAAUUUGCUGAUGACCAGCCCACUGUGAUGACUGACAAGUGCCACGACUGUGGGGCUAUCCUUGAAGAAUACGAUGAAGAAACACUAGGCCUGGCGAUAGUUGUGCUCUCGACAUUCAUUCACCUUAGUCCAGACUUGGCUGCUCCUUUACUGUUGGACAUCAUGCAGUCUGUUGGAAGGUUGGCAUCAAGUACCAGUUUUUCUAAUCAAGCAGAAAGCAUGAUGAUUCCUGGAAAUGCUGCAGGUGUGGCCAAGCAAUUCCUCCGCUGUGUGUUCCAUCAGUUGGCCCCCAAUGGCAUCUUCCCCCAGCUCUUCCAGAGCAACAUUAAAGAUGGAAGUUUUUUACGGACCUUGGCCACAUCUCUCAUGGACUUCAGUGAACUGAGUUCCAUUGCUGCUCUGAGCCAGCUACUAGAGGGUUUAAAUAACAAAAAGAACUUACCAGCAGGGGGUGCAAUGCUACGCUGUUUAGAAAACGUUGCUACCUUUAUGGAAGCCUUGCCAAUGGAUUCACCUAGCAACCUCUGGACCACGAUUAGUAAUCAGUUUCAGACCUUCCUUACCAAACUCCCUUGUGUUUUGCCACUUAAGUGUUCUUUGGAUUCUAGUUUAAGAAUUAUGAUUUGCUUGUUGAAGAUACCAACCACUAGUGCCACCAGGAGUCUUCUGGAGCCAUUUUCAAAAUUACUAAGCUUUGUAAUUCAAAACGCUAUCUUUACUCUGGCCUACCUGGUAGAACUGUGUGGUUUGUGCUACCGAGCCUUCACUAAGGAAAGAGAUAAAUUCUACCUGACCCGCAGUGUCAUCUUGGAGUUACUACAGGCACUCAAGUUAAAGUCACCCUUACCCGACAUGAACCUACUGCUGUUGGUGCAGUUUGUUUGUGCAGAUGCUGGAACAAAACUGGCUGAAUCAACAAUCUUGCAUAAACAGAUGAUUGCUUCAAUGCCUGGAUGUGGAACAGCAGCAAUGGAAUGCAUGAGGCAAUAUGUUGGGGAAGUGCUGGAUUUCAUUGCAGAUAUGCAUACCUUAACCAAAUUAAAGAGUCACAUGAAGACGUGUUCUCAGCCACUGCAUGAAGACACGUUUGGUGGGCAUCUGAAAGUUGGUUUAGCUCAGAUUGCUGCUAUGGAAAUUACACGAGGAAACCACAGAGACAACAAAGCUGUGAUCCGAUAUUUGCCUUGGCUAUACCAUCCUCCUUCUGCAAUGCAACAAGGGCCUAAAGAGUUCAUAGAAUGUGUCUCACAUAUUCGUUUGCUGUCAUGGCUGCUCCUGGGGUCUUUGACACACAAUGUUGUCUGUCCAAAUUCUCCGUCGUCUUGCAUGCCUAUUCCACUGGAUGCAGGCUCUCAAAUUGCAGACCACCUUAUUGUUAUUCUGAUUGGGUUUCCAGAGCAAUCAAAGACAUCCGUUCUGCACAUGUGUUCCCUCUUCCAUGCAUUUAUAUUUGCUCAGCUCUGGACAGUAUAUUGUGAACAAACGGCAGUAGCUCCGACAGUCCAGAAUCAGAACGAAUUUAGUUUUACAGCAAUCCUUACAGCACUGGAGUUCUGGAGCCGAGUGACACCUAGCAUCCUACAAUUAAUGGCACAUAACAAAGUGAUGGUAGAAAUGGUGUGUCUGCAUGUGAUAAGUUUAAUGGAGGCUUUACAGGAAUGCAAUUCAACUAUCUUUGUUAAGCUCAUACCAAUGUGGUUGCCAAUGAUACAGUCAAAUCUAAAGCAUUUAUCUGCUGGACUCCAACUACGCCUCCAAGCCAUUCAGAGUAAUGUCAACCAUCACAGCCUAAGGAUGUUGCAAGGGUCAGGACAAAUGAGCAAUAGCUCAUCUGUGCUUCGCAAAUGGCUACAGUGUACCCAGUUUAAAAUGGCUCAAGUGGAAAUUCAGUCAUCGGAAGCUGCAUCUCAGUUUUAUCCUUUAUGAUUCAUGUAAAUUGUUCCAAAUGUUUAUUUUCAGUCUAGCAAUAACAGGGUUAAAGCUGUAAAACAGAAGCCCGCUUUUGUAUAAAUCAGUAUACAGAGUAUAUACUUUUAUCUAUACUUUUUAGCUUAUGACAAAUUGUGCAAAAGCUUAUACUGGGUGAAGCUAGGAGCCUGAUUCUGCCAGUCCUUAAUUGCAUUUAUUUGUUUUUGCUCAAACGAGGAGGAUCCACAAGUUCUCAAGUCUGCAUUCGUGGUCAAGUAUUUGCAGGAUUGGACUCAGAUCUUUCACAUUGUAGAUACCUCUGUGAUCACUGAAAUAGGGAUCUGAUUCUUAAAUGUUUCUUUACAUUAUUUUUGAAACUAAGACAAAAAUCACUUUUCUUUAACUUCUAUUUUUUUUAAAAAACUGGAAUUGUGGAUAUUCACAAACAUAUGGUUUGCAUAUAAGUGCUAUGUUGCUAUUUUUUGAUGCUAAAACAAGAAAAUAGGGUUUUUAGGAACCUUUCUAUAUUGUGGGGUGUUUUUGUUUUUUGUUUUUUAUUUUUCUUAAGAUUCACAGCUGGCAAGGCAAUAAAACCUGUCACUAUAAAACAGUCAUGUUCUAAUGAGGCUUUUUGUCAUCAUCUUCUGGGAAAACAGCAGCUUGUAAGGAGAAUUGUUAUAAAGUGCACUUAGAAAUUAGGUUAUUAAACUGUGCCAAUUCAUUUAUCUUUUUUCAAUAUUGUUGUCCAUAACUGCCAAAAGUCUCAUUUAUUUUUUUUUAAAUACUGUUUUUACUUCAUUGAUUCUGUGCUGCUCUUCUCUGUAGGUUUCAUAGAAGCCGCUGUAAUUUUGUGAAUACUGUAUUGUAUUCUUUUGUCAAUACUUGUAUACAGUGCAAUUAAAAAUGGAUAACCCAGACCUAUUCUUAUUGAUGUCUACAGAACUUGUAUUGCAGCCUUCAGCAGGGGCAGGAUUGGAUGUGAAAUUUUGCAUAAUGGUAUGAAUAAAUUAUAACAUUGCCAUAAUAUUGUAUUGAAUGUGAUGUUUAAUAACAAAUGGAUUUUAAUAUCAUUAAGGGACUCAGCUGAAGCCCAUUGGAAUCUGAGGAGACUCAACUAAUUCAGUAGGUUUUGCAUCAAAUCUUGAGAGCACCAGGAUUUACCACCUCUUGUAAUUAGUAUUUAAAUCUGUGCAAUCACAGUUGUAUUUUCUGUAUUUAUUACUGUAAGGUACUGAUUGGAAUAACAGAUAUACAUGUAAGCUGUAUAUUAGAGCGCUAUUAAAUUCAUAGUCUUUAUUGCCA